AUGAGCUUCGUAACGCGUACGUUCACCCCUUUCCGAUUAUACUCCCGUUUCGCUGUACGCGGCUUCGCCUCCACCGGUGGCAUUCCUGAUGACCUUGAGCAUGCCGUGGGUCGAGAGCGUCAGGAACUUGAGGCUGCCAAGAUUGGCGUAGUACAAUUUAACCGCGACCCCCUCGAGUCGGACGAGUCACAGGGAAAUUCAAAGGACGAUCCGAUCUUUGUACCAUCUUUUAACAAUAUACGCACUGUAGGCGUCUCGCACAAUGAUGCAUCGUACGUGUACUGGUUUAACAUGGAGAAGGGAAAAGUGCACUAUUUGCCGGAAAUUGAAAAGUACUUUAUGCUUUACAACCCAGAGGAGCUCGCGAAGCUUGUAAACGAAGUGGAAGCCAAGCAGCAGUAG
Messenger RNA from Plasmopara halstedii, 402 nucleotides. RefSeq names its product cytochrome c oxidase subunit mitochondrial-like. Gene Ontology annotation, biological process: mitochondrial electron transport, cytochrome c to oxygen. NCBI's taxonomy places the organism in Eukaryota, Oomycota, Peronosporomycetes, Peronosporales, Peronosporaceae. Gene Ontology annotation, cellular component: mitochondrial envelope. The record is from RefSeq and is a predicted model, not a curated record. The transcript has a single exon. Bases 1 to 402 code for a protein of 133 amino acids.